ACCCACACCCCAAUAAAUAUUAAGCGAUAUUUUAUUUUUCAAUAAAUCUUAAUAUGUGAAUACUUAUGUGAAGUUACCCUCAUAUUCUGAUAAUGUUAAAUUUUCCAUUCCAUAAAAUACGUUUUUGACUUACUUUGAAUGUCUCUUUGAGUAUCGAAUUGACCUAUGAAAAAAUCGUUCGAGAUUUCUUUGAAUUUUGAUCUCAUCUAAAAUAAUGUCUUUUGAUUAUGAGAAAUUAUUAAAACAUCAGAAUUUCAAAUAGUCUGUGCCUACCAUUUUGAUUUUUAUAUUUAUACUAGAUUAUCUUAAAAGAUUGGUUUUUCUCAUAAGAUUUAGAUAAAAAAAUAAACCAAUUGUUAUUCGAAAUAUUUGUUUGUGCAUGUAAAUAUUUUUGAAGUUCAAGUUCAAAUGAACAAGCUAAAUGUUUUUCUUUUUCCUCUUUUUUAUUGGGAAAUAAGAUGAAACGUCAAAUCAUAUAAAAUAUCUAUUUAAAUUGAAAAAUGAAUUGAAGUAAAAAUUAUCAACUUUUGUAUCAUCUGAAAGGAAAAUUGUCUCGUGUUCCUGAUAAUGUAAGUUUUAUUUAUUUCAACAUGAAAUUAAAUGCAACAACAUCUUUCUAAAACAGUCGUGCUCUUUUAACUAUCAAUAAUCGAAUUAUCGAAUGGAGAUGCAAUGAAAUGUCUUCUUACUAGUCAUUGUCUAAUUGUGAACCAUUCCAAUCACCUCACAUUAUUCAGAAAUCAAUAUCGAUUUGUGCACUCCAUAUGAAAUGAAUGUCAUUGAACAACCAUGAGUUUUUUUUUGCUUCUUUCUCGUCACUCGUCGUCUUAUCUUUCAGUGCAUGUUUUAUUGAUGUUGUGUGCGGUCCUUCUUAUAGAGUGCUUAUUUGAUAAGAAUUUAUAAAAAAACGAAAAAAAAAAGAGAUAAACACAAACAGUAACGGAAGAUAAGGAUCUGACACGCUGCAAAAGUAAGAUGCGAAUCGUUCAAAAAAAACAAGUCAACGGUGUGAGACACAGAAAAUAUUCUAAUCAACAGCAACACAUUAUUCAAAUUACGAAGAACUUGGUGACUUUAGUAAUUUAAUCCUACGCAAAGAAACUGCGAAUAUUUUACUUCUUCUUUUCUCUCAUUCUAUUCAUUAA
Rotaria sordida is the source of this 1145-nucleotide messenger RNA. The record is from the annotation of a GenBank genome assembly. Lineage: Eukaryota; Metazoa; Rotifera; Eurotatoria; Philodinida; Philodinidae.